GAACCUAUUGAAAAUAUUACUUCAUCAGUUCCACCACCUCAUCCUCAUCCACACAACACUCCGCUCCGUUUCUCUCUUCACUCCUCUUUCCCCACACACAACACACUUAGAUCUCUCAACUCAGAUCUCUCUCUGCUUCCAUUAAUUUCACAAUGGUCACUCUCUUCGACUCCCUCGCCGUCGUGCGUCUCCCCACCGCCGCCUUCUCCCCGGCUGCCACCAGCCGGACCUCCGUUUUGCUCCCGCACUGCGCCGGCCUCAGGCUCAGACCCGCCGCCGCCACGCGCUUAGUUGCGUCCCCCGCUCGCAGAAUCGCUUCACGCGCCGCGCGCGUCGUAUGUGAGGCUCAGGAUACCGCCGUCGAAGUGGCUCCUAUUACUGAUGCAAAUUGGCAAUCCCUUGUCCUUGAAUCUGAAUCUGCUGUUUUGGUUGAAUUCUGGGCGCCAUGGUGUGGUCCCUGCCGAAUGAUUCACCCUAUAAUAGAUGAACUGGCAAAGCAAUAUGCUGGGAAGCUCAAGUGUUACAAACUCAACACGGAUGAGAGCCCUUCAACCGCUACUCGGUAUGGAAUUCGAAGCAUCCCUACUGUUAUGAUCUUCAAGAAUGGUGAGAAGAAAGAUACAGUUAUUGGUGCUGUGCCCAAGUCAACAUUGACUGCGAGCAUAGAAAAAUUCGUAUGAGGUGGUAAGUAAAGAAGGCCUUUGCUGGAAGUAAAGCUGUUUUUUCCCCAUUAGCUUCUUUUCUUCUAAGCCCCAUGUCUCAAGUUUCGAUAAUUUGUUUACUCAAAUGCUCAUUUAUGCUCCUGUACAGUUAUUGGAUGCUACCUAAUUUUAUGUUUUUAGAUUAUUCGAGUUACCAAUAUACUAAGUGAAUUUGCUAUUGAAUCAUAGCACGUUUUAAAUUCAUUUUACAUAUUUUGUA
Glycine soja is the source of this 921-nucleotide messenger RNA. RefSeq names its product thioredoxin-like. The record is from RefSeq and is a predicted model, not a curated record. Lineage: Eukaryota; Viridiplantae; Streptophyta; Magnoliopsida; Fabales; Fabaceae. Gene Ontology annotation, molecular function: oxidoreductase activity, acting on a sulfur group of donors, disulfide as acceptor; protein-disulfide reductase activity. The transcript has 2 exons. Gene Ontology annotation, cellular component: cytoplasm. The coding region runs from base 153 to 680 and encodes 175 amino acids.